GUUUCCUCAGCUGUGGGGAAACUGACAGGACCAAAGAAAACAGCCACAAGUUGCACCAGGGGACGUUUAGAUUGGAUUUGAGGGGAAAUUUCUUGGCUGCAAGGGUUGGAAAGGCUGCCCAGGGCAGCGGUGGAGUCCCCAUCCCGGAGGGUGUCCCAAACACGGGUGGAUGUGGCACUCGAGCAGUGGUGACCGUGGGGACGCUGCUGUGAUGGCCUCAAUGAUCGCGGGGAUCCUUUUUUCCAACCAUACCGAUUUCACGAUUCUGUGGCAAACUGGAAAUGCUUCUCCCCCUCCUCAGUGGGAGCCGCUCUUCAAAAACAUUCAAGCCAAAGAAGAACAUUCCGGAAGGAUCCCACCAGUAUGAGCUCCUCAAACACGCUGAGGCCACGCUGGGCAGCGGCAACCUGCGGCAGGCCGUGAUGCUGCCCGAGGGGGAGGACCUCAACGAGUGGAUUGCUGUCAACACCGUGGAUUUCUUCAACCAGAUCAACAUGCUGUAUGGGACCAUCACGGAGUUCUGCACCGAGAGCAGCUGCCCUGUCAUGUCUGCAGGGCCCAGGUACGAGUACCACUGGGCCGAUGGCACCAACAUCAAGAAGCCCAUCAAGUGCUCAGCGCCCAAGUACAUCGAUUACCUGAUGACGUGGGUGCAGGACCAGCUGGAUGACGAGACCCUCUUCCCUUCCAAGAUCGGCGUUCCCUUCCCCAAGAACUUCAUGUCGGUGGCCAAGACCAUCCUGAAGCGGCUGUUCAGGGUCUACGCCCACAUCUACCACCAGCACUUCGACUCGGUAAUGAGGCUGCAGGAGGAGGCUCACCUCAACACCUCCUUCAAACACUUCAUCUUCUUCGUGCAGGAGUUCAGCCUGAUCGACAGGCGGGAGCUGGCUCCUCUGCACGAGCUGAUUGAGAAGUUGGGCUCCAAGGACAGAUAAAACCCCCCGGGAGGACCCUUCUGGCCGCUCCUUUUCUGCUUCUUCAGCCACCUCCACGCUUGGCUCCAGAGACUGGACAGCACCGAGUGGCCUCAGUGCUGCUGCACAGGCCCUGCUGGGCUGGGUGGAGGUGGAGCAAGUUCUGUCCUGCACUGGAGCAGGUUCUGUUCCAGCUGCUGCCCAGAGCUCCUCUCUGGACUCUCCAGCCCAAGAGCACACCCGGAGCAGCUCAGCUUAUUUUUGGGAGCGCUUUUUUUUUUGUUUGGGUUUUUUCUGGAUAAAAGAGGUGCACUUUGGCCCAGAGCCUUAAGCUCCCCGUGGGGGGUGAGGAGAAGUGCCUGGCCCCAGUGUGGGCUGUCCCUGUCCCCUGUCCCUGGGUGGGAGGAGCAGCUCUGGCAUGUCCCACGGGUCCCUCCUGUGUGGCAAAGGCAAUAAUAAUAAACUUUCUUCCUGCUCUUCUUUCAGAGGAA
Sturnus vulgaris (Common starling) is the source of this 1408-nucleotide messenger RNA. The record is from RefSeq and is a predicted model, not a curated record. Lineage: Eukaryota; Metazoa; Chordata; Aves; Passeriformes; Sturnidae.